CCAGGGAUUGUAUGAGUCAGAAUAUAUGUGCUGAUGGUGAAUCUUCCAUCAUGUAUGCAUGGGCAAAACAAGCUCCUGGCCUUACCUUUCCUAAAGGUGUUGGUUUAAAGAUAGGAGGCAGUUCUAAAAUAAACUAUGCUGUAAUGCAGGUUCAUUUUCAUGAUACACCACACGACAAAGCUGAUUAUCCUCAUCUGAAGCUCAAGCUUACUACUACUCAUCAGCCUAAGGUUGCUGCUAUUUAUCUUUUAAAUGGAUUCAUAGGUUCUUUGCCACCACACAAGCAAAACAUUGAAGUACCAGUUGCCUGUAAAUUCGAGGGUCCUAAUGUAAUCUACCCUAUUGGGUUUAGGACACACGCCCACUCCUUGAGUCCGCUGAUUGCUGGUUUCUUGUAUUCACAUUCUUCAAAGAAGUGGAGUCUGAUUGGUCACCAUAGCCCACAGGAGCCUCAGGCAUUUUAUCCCAGCCAGCCCGGCAUUGAAGUUCAUCCUGGAGAUAUUUUGGCUGCACGGUGCCAUUACAAUACCAGUCAGAAGUCCUCUUCAGUAUAUUUUGGCCCUGAGUCCAGCAAUGAAAUGUGCAACUUCUACAUUAUGUUUUAUACUGAUAACAACGGAAGGAAAAUAUCAGACCCUGUCUGCUAUGAAACCCCUGAUUUUAAACUCCCAAGUCUCUCUGAUUUCAUCACGCAAGAAGAAAACACGUCAUCCACCGACACACAUAAUGAGGACAGUAAUCAAGAAACCACGCCUACUGUGACCACGCCUGCUCCUUCAACUCCACCUACUCAUAAACCAUCGGCCAUCAUUACCCUUGCUAAGGACUGGAGGAUGAAUUAUUUGAAUUCUUCUAGUAGUAUCAACGGGUUAUUGGGUGUCCAGUUUGGUCAAGUGACUGGCAUUGAUGUUGAUAGCAAUGACCUGGUCUACAUGUUUCAUCGCGGUAACCACGUAUGGGAUUUUAAUUCAUUCACUGUGUCUGAUUAUUACAAUGAGAGAGAGAAAGGUCCAAUCACAGAGUCAGUUAUCCUAGUAACAGAUCCAAACGGAACCGUCAUUACAAAAUGGGGCAAGGACAUAUUCUACCUUCCACACGGUCUCUCCAUUGAUCCUGAUGACACAUUAUGGAUGACUGACGUUGCCAGGCAUCAAAUAUUCAAAUUGUCUAGCAUUAAAAAUGAAAGGCCACUAGCUUUGGGUGCUGCCUUUCAUCCUGGGAGCGACAAGAAGCAUUUUUGUAAGCCGGCAGCGGUUCUCUUCGACCCAGAGAGGGGCAGGAUAUACGUUGCUGAUGGUUAUUGUAAUCAUCGUAUUCUGGUAUUCAGUAAGAAAGGAUCCUACAUUACUCAAUACUCGAAUAAAGUCGACGGACUCCAACUUGAAGUACCUCAUAGUCUAGCUCUUUCAAGUGAUGGAGAAACCCUCUAUGUCGCCGACAGGGAGAAUUAUCGAAUCAUAGAGUACAACACCCUCACCGGCUCCGGGAGUGUUUUUGUGUCUUCGGAUAAACUAGGCGGAGCCAUUUACGCUAUAUCUUUUGCUGACAAAGCAAGGAACUGGCCCAUGUAUGCCAUCAAUGGGUCGAUGGACGAGAGACUGCGGUCCGUGGGUUUUACGAUAAAUGAAGAAGGGAACGUCGUUGAUACCUGGUAUCCGCAUUUGAAUGAAAAAGGUUUCACUCAACCUCACGACAUCGCUGUCAAUGUGAAUGGAUCUGCUAUUUAUGUUGCUGAAAUUGGGCCCAAUAAAGUCUGGAAAUUUGAUGUUCAUGAAUCAUCUUUCCCUCCUCCCUCUUCAUUCAUGACGACCCCAUCCUGUGUACCCUCUUCUUCUCCGUUAGAGGAAGACACAUACCUGUGUCCCCGUCCGCCCCCACCUCCAAUCAGUUUAAAUACAACAGCAACUGGUGGAACGGCAUCACAAUACACUCCUAGUGUGGUCCUAUCUGAUCCUUCCUUACCUAGUCAAACCAGUGAUCAGACACAAAGCACCUCAGGAAGUACUAAAAGCUCAAUCUCGGUCCUCCCUGUUGCGAUAUUAGUAAUUAUAAUGCUCAUGAUCCUUUCCCUUAUAUUAUUACUGGUCGGUUUUGUUGCCAUUCGUAAGAAACGAAGCAGUCUUAAUAGACCGCUCUUUAAAGUUAGGAGACAUUACUCCCGCCAUCCUAAGAAGAGGAUGGACGUUCUUUUGCAAGCGACCGGCUCCGGGGGAAAGAAAGGUUUCACUCAGCUGAAAACCUUUGACUCCGAGAGCGAAGAAGAAUUCACCGUCUUUCAGAAAACAUGAGUCUUAAUACAUGAACUGAUAUCAUUAUGAUCAUUUUCUUACAUCCGGUUACUUUUGACAUUCAUCUGAGUAUCAUCAUUAUUAUUUUGUAUUUCAAAUAUCAUUAAUAUUAUUUACUAUUAUUAUUAUUAUUAUUAUUAUUAUUAUUAAUUAUUUGUGCACUAAAACUGAUCUGUUGAUUCUAAUAUUAUUUUUUACCAAAGACCUUGAACCACAGUAUAA
This is a messenger RNA of Amphimedon queenslandica, 2510 nucleotides long. RefSeq names its product peptidyl-glycine alpha-amidating monooxygenase-like. Gene Ontology annotation, biological process: peptide metabolic process. Lineage: Eukaryota; Metazoa; Porifera; Demospongiae; Haplosclerida; Niphatidae. Gene Ontology annotation, cellular component: membrane; extracellular region. The transcript has 12 exons. The record is from RefSeq and is a predicted model, not a curated record. The coding region runs from base 12 to 2288 and encodes 758 amino acids. Gene Ontology annotation, molecular function: copper ion binding; oxidoreductase activity, acting on paired donors, with incorporation or reduction of molecular oxygen, reduced ascorbate as one donor, and incorporation of one atom of oxygen; protein binding.